Messenger RNA from Camelus dromedarius (Arabian camel), 978 nucleotides. RefSeq names its product olfactory receptor 2B6. Gene Ontology annotation, cellular component: plasma membrane. Gene Ontology annotation, molecular function: G protein-coupled receptor activity; olfactory receptor activity. The transcript has a single exon. Gene Ontology annotation, biological process: G protein-coupled receptor signaling pathway; detection of chemical stimulus involved in sensory perception of smell. The record is from RefSeq and is a predicted model, not a curated record. Lineage: Eukaryota; Metazoa; Chordata; Mammalia; Artiodactyla; Camelidae. The coding region runs from base 1 to 972 and encodes 323 amino acids.
AUGUCCUCUUCUUUCUCCAGAAGGAAGGCCAUACAUAGCCGAGGUUGGAGAAAUCACAGUUCUGUAACUGAGUUUAUCCUCCUGGGCUUCUCCAGAAAUCCCAGAACCAACUGGAUCCUUUUCUUCCUCUUCCUCUUCCUCUUCCUUUACGUAUUUACAGUCCUGGGCAAUGGGCUCAUCGUUACCCUGAUCAGAGUAGAUGCACGCCUCCACACCCCCGUGUACUUCUUCCUCAGCAUCCUCUCUCUACUGGAUCUCAGUUAUGCCACUACUACAGUGCCCCAGAUGUUGGUCCAUCUGGUAAGCAAGAAUAAAACCAUCUCUUAUGUUGGGUGCGUGGUCCAGAUGUAUGUUUUCCUGACCUUGGGUAUCACUGAGACCUGGAUUUUUGCAGCCAUGGCCUAUGACAGGUAUGUUGCCAUAUGCUACCCACUCCACUAUAGGUUCAAGAUGAGCCAGACCCUGUGUGUACUCCUGGCAGUCAGCUCUGCCCUUUGUGGUCUCUCCUGUGCCCUUGUCUACACGGUCUUUGCAAUGAACCUACCCUACUGUGGCCCCAAUGAGAUCAAUCACUUUUUUUGUGAAAUUCCUGCUGUCCUGAAGUUGGCCUGUGCAGAUACAUCCCUCAGUGACCAAGUGGACUUUAUAUUGGGUUUCAUCUUGCUCCUAAUCCCAUUGUCCCUCAUUCUGGCCUCAUAUGUUCGCAUCUUCAUGGCUAUUCCAAAGAUUCGCUCCACCCAGGGGAAAAUCAAGGCCUUCUCAACAUGUGCCUUGCAUAUCACUGUGGUCACCAUGUUUUGUAUUCCAUGCAUGGUCAUGUAUAUGAGGCCUGGCUCUGAAGCCUCCCCAGAGGAUGACAAGAAGCUGGCCUUGUUCUACAAUGUCAUUUCUGCCUUUCUCAACCCCAUCAUCUACAGCCUCCAGAACAAGGAUGUGAAGAGGGCUUUCCUAAAGCUAGUUGAAAAUGAGUGAGGACAC